Penicillium pulvis is the source of this 1755-nucleotide messenger RNA. RefSeq names its product ferric reductase family protein. Lineage: Eukaryota; Fungi; Ascomycota; Eurotiomycetes; Eurotiales; Aspergillaceae. The record is from RefSeq and is a predicted model, not a curated record. The transcript has 3 exons. Gene Ontology annotation, molecular function: ferric-chelate reductase activity. Gene Ontology annotation, biological process: intracellular iron ion homeostasis; iron ion transport; copper ion import. Gene Ontology annotation, cellular component: plasma membrane. Bases 1 to 1755 code for a protein of 584 amino acids.
AUGAAAUACCUCAUCAUCCUACCCUUUAUCGGGCUAAGUAAUGCUAAAGAUGCAGACGUCGAAUCGAAGCCCGUCUGGUCCAGCCAUGAACCCAUCCAUCUUGCAAGAUACAGUCUCCUCUCGUUCAGCUGCACAGCAUUCGCCUACCUACUAUGGCAGCUCUUUUUCCGCUACGACAACCAUCUCCGACAACUUUCAACAUUCGGCCAUGAUAAUCAACGGUACUUCGUAGGACCAUCCAAUGAUGUCCUUUCCUGGUUAAAGGAACAUCUCAUAUAUGCCCCGCUCUUCAAGGUACGGCAUAAUCGCGAGUUCCGGCUUUGGAACAAUAUCCACAUGGGAACUGUACCGAGUCGGUUCCAUAGUUUGUUGAUCUUCGGGAUGGUCUCUUUGAAUAUCGUUCUUUGUUUGGUGAAUGUUCCGUAUCAGAAUAGGGAUUCUGCGGCAAAGGCUAUUCGGAAAAAUACGGGGACGGUGGCUACUGCUAACUUAAUUCCUCUUGUUCUGAUGGCUGGCCGGAAUAACCCGCUUAUUAGGGGGUUGCAUGUCCCUUUUGAUACGUGGAUGUUGUUGCAUAGGUGGCUGGGGCGGAUUGUGGUGCUAGAAUCUCUGGUGCAUACUAUGACCUGGGGCAUUUCUUAUGCUGAAGCGGAAAGUUGGAGGACUGUUUUUGCGGCGCUUGUUAGAGGUAGUUUUCUUCGGGACGGUUUUGUUGCAACUUGUAUUUUGACAGUCAUUCUUUUGCACUCGCCAUCGCCGAUUCGGCAUGCCUUUUAUGAAACUUUCCUUCAUCUUCAUUUCGUCCUUGCAGCCCUUACUAUGGCUUUUCUUUGGGUACACUUGGAUGGCAUGCAUUCCCAGAACUAUUUGCUCACCGCAAUGAUUCUCUGGGUCUUAGAGCGUGUUGUCCGCAUCGUCGUCCUUAUAUACCGGAACUACGGUCCCAACUCCACCACAGCGAAUGUGGAGGUCCUCCAUGGUGAUGCAAUGCGCAUUACCCUUCGACUAGCACGACCAUGGACCUUCCAACCGGGCCAACAUUUGUAUCUCUACAUCCCAGCAGUAGGGUGGUGGACAUCCCACCCAUUCUCCAUCGCCUGGAGCGAAGACACACAUUCGGACGAGUGCAUACCUUCAUCUGAAGACGAUCUUCUUGGAAAUCGAAAAAGCACUAUCUCCUUGAUAGUCCAACGUCGUGCCGGGCUGACAGAUCAGCUUUUUCGAAAAGCCUCAAAGGGAUCCAUGACAUACUGUGCCUUGACGGAAGGGCCAUAUGGUAACAUCCAUUCACUAGACUCGUACGGAACAGUCCUCCUAUUUGCAGGCGGACUGGGAAUUGCACACCAGAUUUCUUUCGUUCGUCACCUUGUGUCAGGAUUUGCUGAAGGCACAGUGGCCACGCGCAAAAUAUUUCUCGUUUGGGUUGUUCGGUCUUCGGCGCAUCUGCAAUGGGUUCGGUCCUGGAUAACAAGUAUCCUGGCUAUGGAUCGGCAGCGGGAUAUAGUUCGCAUCAUGGUGUUUGUAACUCAGCCGCAGAGUACGAAAGAGAUUCAGGAGUGUUUGAUGACUGUACCGAUUUUUCCCGGUCGGCCUAAUAUUGAAACGCUUGUUGAUAUGGAGAUUGGGAAUCAGAUCGGUGCUAUGGGUGUUAUGGUGUGCGGGAGUGGGAGUUUGAGUGAUGAUGUUCGACAUGUCUGUCGGAGGAGGCAGUCUACAUCGAAUGUGGAUUUUAUUGAAGAAAGCUUCUCGUGGUAG